Molecule: messenger RNA, 1734 nt
Organism: Oxyura jamaicensis (ruddy duck)
Lineage: Eukaryota; Metazoa; Chordata; Aves; Anseriformes; Anatidae
Gene: CAAP1
Product: caspase activity and apoptosis inhibitor 1
Exons: 6
Coding region: 69-989 (306 amino acids)
Source: RefSeq, a predicted model, not a curated record
CCGCCCCCGGCGGAAAGCAGGCGGGGCAGAGGCCCCUCACGGCGCUUCUCGACCUGGUAGCGGAGGCGAUGGCGGGCCGAAAGUCGUCGAAGGAGAAGAAGCGGCGCCGCUCCCGUUCGUGCUGCCCCGAGGCGGCCGCGUGGGUGGGUGGCGGCGAGAGGAAGCGGCGGAGCGCGGAGUCCGCCCGCGGCGCUCCCGCGGAAGAAAAAUGCAAUGUGCCAGCUGGAGAAAAAGUGGAAGAAGCUGAACAACCCAGUGAUGUAGAGGAAGGAGGAUUAGAUCUCAGUGUGUCACUCAAGCCAGUUAGUUUCUACAUAGCAGACAAAAAAGAAAUGCUUCAACAGUGUUUCUGUGUCAUAGGGGAGAAGAAACUACAGAAGAUGCUGCCUGAUAUUUUAAAGAACUGUUCCAUGGAUGAAAUCAAAAGGCUUUGCUUGGAGCAGUUGGAGCUGUUAUCUGAAAAAAAACUUUUGAAGAUACUUGAAGGCAAGAGUGAAGCUGAUUCUGAUACUGACGAGGAUGGAGAUGGAGGAGACAAGACUGGAGGUGAAUCAGUCAGUCAGCAGGACAACAGUAUAGACUCUACUUCUUCCUUAAGAGAUGACAACAAACUGGAAGGUCAGGAAUCAAAACAAGGCAAAGGAGAAGAUAGUGAUGUCCUCAGCAUAAACGCAGAUGCAUAUGAUAGUGAUAUAGAAGGUCCGUGCAAUGAAGACAACGGCUCAGAUGUGCAAGAAAACACCAUCAGAAGUGGAGCUGGUCAGAUAGAUGAUCUUCAGAAGGACAUUGAGAAAAGUGUGAAUGAGAUACUGGGGUUGGCAGAAUCUAGCCCAAAGGAGUCCAAAAUGGCAAGCGUAGCUGUUCCUCCAUCGGAAGAUGUUCAGCCAUCAGCACAGCAGCUGGAGCUCCUGGAGCUCGAGAUGAGGGCCAGAGCUAUUAAGGCUCUGAUGAAAGCUGGUGAUGUAAAAAGCAACCCUAAGGUUAUUUAGAUUAAAGCUUCAGUAUACUUUGAAGAACGUUAUAUCUUUUCAGCGCUAAAGUAUAUUUGGGUUGGGUAUGACAUUCCUCAUUCAGACUCUUACCAUGUAUCCCAACCUGCAGCUCAAGCCAUUGAUCUUUGUUUUCAUUGCCUUUGGUGUGCUGCUUCCAUCGCUGGCACAGAUGGGCUGGUUUGACGCUGCGCUGAACAGUGUCUUUGCCGCAUUAUCUCCUCGAGGAGGUACAAUUGACAGACAGAGCUAUGCUGUGAACCUGGUGCCUUCAGGACAGGUUAGAAAAAUCAAGCUCGUUAUAACCCCAUGGUUAGAAAUUAACCAGUUAUUUUAUUUAUUAGCAACUUCUUAACUACUUGAGAAACUUGAUUUAUAUACACUUCUUUAAAAUGCCAUUUUGAAGAGUUUUUUGUGAUGUGACAGCCUUCAGCAUUCUGCAAGGUGAUCUGAGAUGCUUAUUUCUCCUUGAGGUCCAGCUCAUAGUAAUGUAAAUAUUCCAGUAAAGUUGAAUGAUGAUUCAUUUUCAGAAAGUUAAAAGCAUGGUUAAUUUUAAAAAAGCUAAUGUGUUAGAGAGGUGUUUUUUUUUUUUUUUUUUUAAUAGUUAAACUGUUAUUUUCAGAGAAAGUGCCUGAAAGUGACCAAUACCAGGGUUUUUAUAUUGCCGAUUGUCUAAUCGUUACUCUCCUCCACUGUUUGUCUUCUGUCUCAUAACUGAAAUAAAGAAAAUGGGAGAUUUUUCUUG